UCACUGCCCAAAUGGCUUUCCCAAAGGAGUACGAAAGCAACACCUUCUCAUCUAAUCUUAGCCUCCACAAGCUAUUCCUUACCCUUCUUCUUUCCAGGCUUUGUUCUACAAGGUCAGUUCAUAUUUAUUGCUUCUCCUUCAUAUGUCGUUUGAUAUAGUGCUAUAUAUUCUGAUGCCUCCGUAUAUAUAAAUCAAAUCUUUCUUUUUUCUAGCUGUUACUAUCAUUCUCAACCUUCAUUCCAAGAACCCCAUUUGGUAGAAACACAAUUUUAUGAUCUAUAAAUAGCUAACAUUGAGAAGUUGAGGUUCAACUGCAUUGUUCUUGUUCCACCUGCAUAUAUAGUGAUUAGGCACCAAAAAUCAUAUCAAACCCAGAUCACAGUUUAUCCUCUUUGUGGGUAAAUCAUGAAUCCUCAGGGCCGAGUGAAGGUAGCGUUUAGAGGAGCAAGCUCAUCUUUUUCGGGCACGCCGUCCUCAUCCAUGGUUCAGCCUCCUCAACCGCUGGAGGGAAUUCAUGAAACGGGCCCUCCUCCUUUUCUUACCAAAACCUAUGAUAUCGUUGAGGACUCGACCACAAAUCAUGUUGUUUCAUGGAGUAGAGGGAACAACAGCUUUGUUGUGUGGGACCCUCAGGCAUUUGCCAUGAUUCUUCUUCCCAGAUACUUCAAGCACAACAAUUUCUCUAGCUUUGUCAGGCAGCUCAACACUUAUGGCUUUAGGAAGGUUGAUCCAGAUAGAUGGGAGUUUGCUAAUGAAGGGUUUCUAAGAGGACAAAAGCAUCUUUUAAAGAAUAUUAGGAGAAGGAAGACGUUUCAACUUCAGGCUUCGCAGCAGGCUCUGGACUCUUGUGUUGAAGUUGGAAGGUUUGGAUUAGAUGGAGAAGUUGAUCGGUUGAAGCGUGACAGGCAGGUUCUAAUGGUGGAACUGGUGAAGCUUAGACAGCAACAACAAAAUACUAGAACUUACAUCCAAUCAAUGGAGGAUAGACUUAGAAAGACAGAAGGGAAACAGCAACAGAUAAUGAAUUUCUUGGCAAGAGCAAUUCAGACUCCCAACUUUUUACAACAAUUAGUUCAGCAGAAGGAAAGAAGAAAGGAACUCCAAGAUGCAAUAACGAAGAAGAGAAGGCGACCUAUUGAUCAAGGGCCUAGUGACCUUGAAAUUGGCGUUUUAGGCCAAGGUGGAGAAGGAAACUUUGUUAAAGUUGAGCCUCAUGAUUCUGAUGAUAUUUCUGAAUUUGAAGUUUCAGAGCUGGACAGACUUCCUAUGGACAUGCAUGGACUAAGUGGAAGCCAAAACAACCCAGAGGAAGAACAUAUAGAGAAAGGAGUGGAACAUGAAAGUAGAGAUAUGUUUAAGGACCUUGAUGAGGGGUUUUGGGAAAAUUUGCUCAACGAGAGUAUUGAAGAAGAAAUUGGUAUAAUGGGUGUUGAUCAAGAAGAUGAUGAAGAAAUAGGUGUGUUGGCUGAGCAUAUGGGCUACUUGGCGUCUAGUCCUAAAUAAUAGAAGAUAUCUCAUAUGUAUUGAUUGCAAAAUCCAUGAUAAAUUCGAUAUGGAACGCCAAUUCAUUUACAGUUUGUAGAAUGUUCUCCAAUGAAGUAAGCAGAAACAAUGCCAUUCAACCAUUGCUUGUUUUAUGGAAUUAUCCACAAUUUAAUAUCAUUUAGGUUCCUUUGACCAUCA
This is a messenger RNA of Quercus robur (English oak), 1683 nucleotides long. Its product is annotated as heat stress transcription factor A-6b-like. Gene Ontology annotation, molecular function: RNA polymerase II cis-regulatory region sequence-specific DNA binding; DNA-binding transcription factor activity. Lineage: Eukaryota; Viridiplantae; Streptophyta; Magnoliopsida; Fagales; Fagaceae. Gene Ontology annotation, cellular component: nucleus. The transcript has 3 exons. Bases 406 to 1503 code for a protein of 365 amino acids. Gene Ontology annotation, biological process: regulation of transcription by RNA polymerase II. The record is from RefSeq and is a predicted model, not a curated record.